Molecule: messenger RNA, 3320 nt
Organism: Marmota flaviventris (yellow-bellied marmot)
Lineage: Eukaryota; Metazoa; Chordata; Mammalia; Rodentia; Sciuridae
Source: RefSeq, a predicted model, not a curated record
GUUUAUCAAAGUUUGAAACUUCUGCUCUUACAAAAGAUAACUAUGAAAGUAUGAAUAGGAAAGUCACAGUGGACGGGUAUUUGUAGCGUGCCCAUCCAAGCAGACGGAAGAGAACACGCACACUUCAGUAGUGAAGAUGCCCAAGGCACAGGUGAGCACAGGUGGGAAUGCCCUACACGAGAAGCUGUGUGUGUAGCAGCCGUGGAGCUCAGCCCUUGAUAGGAGCCGUCAGGGGAGGCUGCCGUGGCAGCCCCUUCACCCCCUCCUGGACGGCUGGGACUGAGACUGCUGCACUUGGCCUGACGAGCACCAGCCAGAGAAGAGGACGCCCUCCUAGGAAGUGGUGCACACCCUCGCUGAGGCCCAGCAGCUCAACUCCUGGACGGUUACUCAAGAGAAAUGGAGACAUGUCCACUAAAAGAAGUGUCGGGGACGUUGAUUCCAGUCUGCUCAGGAAUGCGGAGGAGCCAGCUGCUGUGUGCCGCUGUGAGGUGGAGCCCGCGUGCAGACCACUGGCUCGCGAGGUUCCAGGACAGACCAGGCUCAGCUGCGAUAGUAGAGAGCGCAGGGCACGUAGAGGGCCGGUGGAGCAGGCUCUGGCUGGAGUGGUGGCCUCCAGCUGUGGCCUCCAGCUGCACACGCGUGUCCAGACGCCUGAGCCGGGCGCUCAGGCAUGUGGAGUGUGCCUGAGUUUACAGAGGAAACCAUGGCUUUUUCCCGAUUCUAAAAGAGAGGAGUGUUUCUCGCAGGCAUUGGCAUGUUCAGAACACGGGCACCAUCUGCUUGGUGAGUGCCUGCAGGUGGUCAUGGUGCACCCAGGAAAUGACUCCAGGACCCGAGUGGCUGGGCGCCUGCGACAGUCAGCUUGCCAGGUCCUGGGGACUGCAGCUCUCCACAGCUGCACCACAGUCGAGCCAGGAGCCAUGAUGGGGUGACACGUUUUUCACUCUGGAACUUGAAAUGGUUUUCUGGUGUCGGAAGUCCUAGGGGGAGCUGUCCUGCAGGUCCUGCUCAUCUGUACAAAGAGGGUCUGGUGCUCCUGUCGAGGUUCUAAGCAAAAGCCUGAUGCCGGCACUGUGUAGAAAUGACCUAAAUGUUCUUCAUCAGAGAGAAACGACCUGCCCGUGUGCCGUAGGGUCCUAACCUUCUGAAGUGCAGGGGUCGACCCGUGUCUCAGGAAAAACAUGCAGAGGAACAAACAGGUAGCCAUGGGCAGGAAGAAAUUCAACAUGGACCCCAAGAAGGGGAUCCAGUUCUUGAUAGAGAAUGACCUGCUGAAGGACACCUGUGAGGACAUCGCCCAGUUCCUGUACAAGGGGGAGGGGCUCAACAAAACGGCCAUCGGCGACUACCUGGGGGAGAGGGACGAGUUCAACCUCCAGGUCCUGCACGCCUUCGUGGAGCUUCACGAGUUCACCGACCUGAACCUCGUCCAGGCCUUGCGGCAGUUCCUAUGGAGCUUCCGGCUCCCCGGAGAGGCCCAGAAAAUCGACCGCAUGAUGGAGGCCUUUGCCCAGCGGUACUGCCAGUGCAACUCGGGCGUGUUCCAGUCCACGGACACCUGCUACGUCCUGUCCUUCGCCAUCAUCAUGCUGAACACCAGCCUGCACAACCCCAACGUCAAGGACAAGCCCACCGUGGAGCGCUUCAUCGCCAUGAAUCGGGGCAUCAAUGACGGGGGGGACCUGCCCGAGGAGCUGCUCCGGAAUCUGUACGAGAGCAUAAAAAACGAGCCCUUUAAGAUCCCAGAGGAUGACGGGAACGACCUCACUCACACCUUCUUCAACCCAGACCGAGAAGGCUGGCUCCUGAAGCUUGGCAGUGUGCAUGGCAACCCCGGGCCUGGCCCCUCAGCCCAGCGCUCCUCCUCAUCCUCGCGCAGUGGCCCUCCCGCAGCCACACUGCCCAUUCUGCUCUCAGCACCGCUGGCAGUCCUCCUCUCCCCUGCCCCAGAGGGCUCGAAGGGCCUUCGGCGGGAAAGCAGACACGUGGGAGGAAGUGCAGGGUUUCCUACACGUCCGUGUUCACACGUGGUCAUCCUGUUGGUGGUUCAGCACAGACGAUCUCCACAUGACCGUGUCCCUGCUUGGGCCUCUGGAGACACUUUGCUGUUUCCUCCUGCUGGUGUUGCUGAGUUGGCUCCCACGGGAGCAGUGGGGCGCCUUAGGACCUGCGCUCCCACCCCACACAUGGGGAAGGCAGAAGCAGGGGCUUUUGUUUCUGACCAGUCCAGAUGGCAGCAGGACUUACAUUCCUUGGGAGAGCCCAAGUUCUUAUGUUCAGACAUGAUGACUUAGUUCAUAAGUCCCCAAGCACCACCUCACUGGCUGCGUGCGCCUUGCGGUUCUCUUGAAUUGGCUAAUGUUUCACAAGUCCUGAGGCCAUAGAGUCUCUAAAGUCGCUAACCCCACAGGCAGCCUGCUCUACUUCCCUAUCUCCAAACCACCAACCGGGUGGAGUUAGAGGAGGUAAAAGGGUAUCAUACUGGAAACUUAGGAUUUACUUCCCCCCAGUGAGAUUCGUUUAAAUGCUAACACUGAGUGUUCGCCCUGGCAGCUUAGGUACUAAAGUUAGAACAAAGAUCAUCUCGGUUCUUGUACCAGGAUGACAUGCAAAUUCAUGAGGCACCCAUACGUUUACAAAGAAAAAAAAUAAAGCUGGGUGCAGUGAUCUGCACCUUUAGUCCCAGCCUCUGGGAGACAUGAGCCCCAGAAUUGGAGGCUGGCCUGGGCAGCACAGUGAGACCCAUCCCCCAAAAAAGCCAUUUACCUGGACCUGAGGCUCGCUUUUGGGCCCUGCGUCCCACUCCCCCUCCGGGCUCAGGAGUUGUCACCGUGGCACACGUGGUCACUCCCUGGAGUCUGUGGGGCAGCAGGCGGGACCAGCAGCCCCUGAGGCUGUGUGCAUGUCCGUGUGUGUGUGUGUGUGUGUGUGUGGCCAUAAACAUGUCUAUUCUUGUGCACACACAUACGUGCACGUGUAUUCAUGGGUACACACGUGUGCAUUCUUGCACAUACUUUUAAGAGAGACAGCAUCUAAAGAAAGCUGUUUGAUUCUCCCUGAGGUCACUUUCCCUCUUUGCUCUGGAUUCUGGGCAGACUAGUGACCAUUAGCCUUACAAAAAUGGAUUUGUGGCAUCCUUGGGACCAGGUCCUCAGUGGCACCUCAGGUCUGGGCCUGCAGGAGGCCGGUUGCCCACUUGGCAGGGUCAGCUCCCUCCCCGGGCAGACUCAGCGCGGCCGAUGCCUGCACUCUGAGGUUGAGGAAGUGGUUUGGUUUCUUUGUGUUAAUUUUCUUUUCUCCCUCAUUUGUAUGUUCCC